UCGUCCACUGUCAUUCAUCACUCACAAGCUCGAACGAAAACUCAGUCUCUUUUCGUCUUCCUCGAUAUAGGCUGGCAUCCUUCACGUAUUGCAAUCCAGGAAUGACAAAGGUCCACCCUAACGCCGCCGUCACCCUCCCGACAGCCACCAUGUCCACGGUGGCGUCGGACAGAAAGGAGGCCGUCCUCACUGUGUGGAAGAAAUCUCUGCUGUUUAACUGUAACGGAUUCACCGUGUAUGACGGCAAAGGUGACCUGGUUUUCAGAGUCGAUAACUACAUGCAAGGCCACAAGGGUGAGAUCCUCCUCAUGGACGCCGCCGGCAAGCCUCUUCUCACCAUCCGCCGCAAGAGGUUGAGCCUUGGGGACAACUGGCUGGUGUACGACGGAGAAACGGUGGUUAAUCCGUUAUUUUCAGUGAGGAAAAAUGUGAAUAUUCUGAACAACAAGAGCUUGGCUCAAGUGAGCCGUACAAAUUGUGAGCAUAAUGGAACGGGAUCGUCUUCGUCAUCCAACAACAAGAACAUGAUGAUGUAUGAAAUAGAGGGAUCGUACGCGCAACGAUGCUGCGCUGUGUACGACGGAAAGAGAAGAGUAGCGGAGAUAAAGCAAAAAGAAGCAGUAGGAGGAGUGGCCUUCGGCGUCGAUGUAUUCCGUCUUAUAGUACAGCCGGAAAUCGAUACAUCAGUCGCCAUGGCCAUCGUUAUUCUCCUGGACAAGAUGUUCGGAUCUUCCCGACGCUUUUCCUCAUGAAUUUUCUCAUUUUUGCAACUUAGACAGUGAUUAUAUUUACUUUUUCCUUGUGGGAAUGGCAGGUUAUUGCACAUUAGAACCGCCACCGCUGACCACCGUCACUCACCCACCCUUUUUUCUUUUUUUCAAUUUCUGUGUCAAUAAAAGUUCGGUUUUUUUCCUUUUAUAUAAAAAAGCCAAGCUGAAAGUGGGGGUGCGUAUGUUAUACAUCCGAUAAAAUUUUCUUGCUCUUUUUUCUCUUGUCACUGCUGCGGGCAUUCCCGUGCCUGUCACUGCUGCAUGUACGUGUAAAUGCGUUAUCUUUAUGAUCAAUAAAUACCUAGGUAGAAGAA
Molecule: messenger RNA, 1084 nt
Organism: Mangifera indica (mango)
Lineage: Eukaryota; Viridiplantae; Streptophyta; Magnoliopsida; Sapindales; Anacardiaceae
Product: protein LURP-one-related 8-like
Exons: 2
Coding region: 102-752 (216 amino acids)
Source: RefSeq, a predicted model, not a curated record